Messenger RNA from Syngnathoides biaculeatus (alligator pipefish), 729 nucleotides. RefSeq names its product autotransporter adhesin BpaC-like. The coding region runs from base 73 to 648 and encodes 191 amino acids. The transcript is spliced from 3 exons. The record is from RefSeq and is a predicted model, not a curated record. Lineage: Eukaryota; Metazoa; Chordata; Actinopteri; Syngnathiformes; Syngnathidae.
CCUGGUGUGAUCUGUUGUCAUCUGCUAUAAAAGCUCCUUGAGUCAGGCCCCUUCACAACUGACACUGAAGCGAUGGCUCAUUUUUGGGUUGUGGUUGUUUUGCUGAAUACUGUCUUGCAGGAUAAAGGCCUUUGUUUUCCACCUGGGGUAAAACAAGGUAUGUCCACAGGUGGUGAACAAAUUCAACAUGACGAAGUGAGCUACAACCAAAAAAGUGACAAUGUGAGCCAUAACGUGAGAGCCAAGGGCUAUCUGGAUGAAGCCUUGAGCCAAAACCUGAGCACCAAGGGCCAACAGGACGACUCCUUGAGCCACAACGUGAGCACUAAGGGCCGCCUGGACUAUGCCUUGAGCCACAACAUAAGCGCCAAGGGCCACCUGCACGACGUCUUGAGCCAUGACUGCCCGAGCCACAACGCGAGCGCCAAGGGCCACCUGGACGACGCCUUGGGCCACAACGCGAGCGCCAAGGGCCACCUGGACGACGCCUUGGGCCACAACGCGAGCGCCAAGGGCCACCUGGACGACGCCUUGGGCCACAACGCGAGCGCCAAGGGCCACCAAAGUGAGAAUCAUUACCUGUCUGACAUAAGUAACAGCGACCAGAAUGGUAGUGUCGGUGAUAGUGUGUUUGCUGUCUAUGUUUGAAAUGUAUUUCUUGAUGGCUGCAGCAUUGAUCUGUUUAAUGUAACAUCUAUCUGAAAAUUAAAAAAUUUUACCUUAAACGUU